Messenger RNA from Schistocerca piceifrons (Central American locust), 429 nucleotides. RefSeq names its product tachykinin-like peptides receptor 86C. NCBI's taxonomy places the organism in Eukaryota, Metazoa, Arthropoda, Insecta, Orthoptera, Acrididae. Gene Ontology annotation, biological process: G protein-coupled receptor signaling pathway. Gene Ontology annotation, molecular function: tachykinin receptor activity. The record is from RefSeq and is a predicted model, not a curated record. Gene Ontology annotation, cellular component: plasma membrane. The coding region runs from base 1 to 429 and encodes 142 amino acids. The transcript has 4 exons.
AUGGCGCACCGGCGCAUGCGCACGGUGACCAACUACUUCCUGGUGAACCUGAGCGUGGCCGACCUGCUGAUGGCGCUGCUCAACUGCGCCUUCAACUUCGCCUUCAUGCUCAACUCGGACUGGCCGUUCGGCGGCGUCUACUGCUCGGCCAGCAACUUCGUGGCUAACGUCACGGUCGCCUCCAGCGCCUUCACGCUCGCCGCCAUCUCUCUCGACAGUUCCAUGGCAACUGUGGAUCCAACGCAGCAGCUAAAGCACCACAUGGCACAUCGGCAGCCGGUAGUGGUGUAUUACGUGCCUUCAUCACAGAUGUAUGGGGGUUGUUGUCGAAUGACACAGCGGCCACUGUGUGACGUUUCUUGUGCUCCUAAAAUAUAUGGCGACUACAUACGCUGCAGCACAUAUGACGUGACGGCAGCUUGUGAGUGA